Messenger RNA from Biomphalaria glabrata, 5530 nucleotides. RefSeq names its product peptidyl-glycine alpha-amidating monooxygenase B-like. The transcript is spliced from 12 exons. Bases 1511 to 2437 code for a protein of 308 amino acids. Gene Ontology annotation, biological process: peptide metabolic process. Gene Ontology annotation, molecular function: catalytic activity; protein binding. Gene Ontology annotation, cellular component: extracellular region; membrane. The record is from RefSeq and is a predicted model, not a curated record. Lineage: Eukaryota; Metazoa; Mollusca; Gastropoda; Planorbidae.
AUAGUCUAAUAACUGGUGAUUGGUCUAAUACUUAUACUUAUACUACUAACUUAGUCUUAGUAACUAGUAGUACUGUUAGAUCUAGAUUAUUCUAGAUCUAGAUUUUAGAUCUGAAUCUGAUAGUUCAUAAGCUGAUGAACCUGCCACGACCCUCCUAAAAACUAGACGUAUUAGUAUUAGCCUUAGCGCAAAGACCGCAAAGAAUACAUCUAGAUUUCUAGAUUCUGGCCUGUUUCAACAAAUUUGAAAAAUGCAGAGAUACGUACUAAAACAGAAAGCAAUUUUACAUACAGUAACAUAUAUUCCUUCCAAUAAGAUUAUAAGUCUAGAUUAGUCUAGAUCUACUAAUCUACUUCAGCCAAUGUGGUAUACAGAGGUGUCAACAUGAGCUUACUCGAUUCUGAGUCAACUGAGCUUUACUCUACUAGAUCUGAUAAUCUUGUUGAUGCAAUAAAGAGUUAUGCAGUCUACAUAAUAAAAAUAAACACUCUAGUACGCAGGGCAUCCAUUUUUACAAAAUGGAAACCAGUUUCUAACUAUGAAAUUGAUACAUUUCUGGCCACGACUACAAUGAUGGGAUUAGACUUGUCGUUACGUCCCACACAUCCAUAUGGAUUAAUUUUAUUGCCACAGUUAAAACAUGGAAGUUGUUUUUUGUUCAGGCAAAUAUUAUAUAAAUAGCAAUGAAUUACUUUUUGAAAGAUAUCAUGUGCAGUGUAAUUAUUUUCUUACUGAAACUUAAUGUUGCAAGUUGUUUGUUUUUUUCUCAUAAAUUUUCUAUGGUGGUGACCUUGGAUAAUGUGCUCCAGUUUUGUACUCCAUGAGUUUUUUAUUGUUUUAGUGGUUCAAUUUCAUGAAAAUAUGAAUAAGGAUUAUAAAACAAUAGCAUUUAAUUCAGUUUGGAAUAGAAAUGAUCUUCUUAUGUGACUUGGAUUAAAUUUUUUGUCGUCCAAUGAUAGACUUACAAUAUCAGGCUUUAAGCACCUAGCUGGAUAAAAGAAGUAACAGAAAUGGGCCUGUCUUUCUAAAAUGAGUUUAGAGAGAAAAGUAUUUUAUCAGCAACUAUAUACCAGCUAGACCAAACUUUUUUUGUCAUUAGACCAAAGAUGGCCCACAUUUAAUUAUUUAUAAGAAAUGCCCAAGAUGAAAGAUGUCUUAAGGACAAUUUAUUUUUCAAACCUGAAACCUAAAAACCAAAAUAUAAAUACUCGGAAUCAGGUAUUUACUAUCCACCUCUUGUGAAAACAUUGGCUACUGUCAAGGCUUACAUUGAAUCUCUACCACUUUUAGAUGAGCCAGAAAUGUUUGGGCUCCAUGAGAAUGCAAACAUAGCCUUUCAGUUGAAUGAAACCAAUGCUUUACUUGGUCUUAUGGUGUUGUCUUAUGGGAACUGUUGACAGAAGAAGUACCCUACAAAGAUGUGGAUUCUUCUGCUAUCAUCUGGGGAGUGGGAAGCAAUAUCCUUCACCUUCCUGUUCCAGGCACUUGCCCAGAGGGCUUUAAAUUGCUGAUGAGGCAGUGCUGGUAUUUUAUGCCUCAUUGUAUUACAGCGGACCAUCAAGGAAAUAUUUGGUUAACAGAUGUAGCAAUGCAUCAGGUUUUUAAAAUACCACCAGGUCAGACUGUACCAAAAAUGACACUAGGACAGAAGUUCCAACAUGGUGAAGAUACAAAUCUUUUUUGUAACCCUACUGAUGUAGCUGUUCUUAUGUCUGGAGAGUUUUUUGUAUCUGAUGGGUACUGUAAUAGCAGAGUUCUGAAAUUUUCCAAAGAUGGAACUUUUUUGAUGUCCUUUGGGAAAAGGAACGUUCAGUUUGGUGCAGGAGGUUUACUGUAUGCUGUGAAUGGUCCUGCUUUAGAUGGCCCCAUUGAUACAACUGUCCAGGGUUUCACAUCAGACAUAAAUACUGGAGAUUUGUUGGAAAUGUGGAAUGUACCAGAUAACAUGCAAAACCCACAUUAUGUAGCAGCAGAUCCAGUAACACAUAGCAUCUAUGUAGGGGAAUGGGACCCUGAAAGUGUUUGGAAGUUUAGCAGACCUGUUACAGUACAGUCAAGUUCACAGCAUAACAAAGUUGAGGAAAGUACUCAGAGCCAGUUACUGUCAGCAAUCCAUUGGACCAGAGUGAAACCAAUACCACAGAGUUGUCUGAGGCUAUCAAAUAUAGCAGUGAUGUCUCUCCCUCUGUCAUCAAUUGGCAUCUUACUUGUGGUACCAGUCAUCUUGUUGCUACUUCUAGUCAGGGCACAUCAGUCUGGAAAAUUUAAAUGUUAUGGACAUGGAAAGAAGGGAAAGGUUUUUAACCUUAAAGGCUUUACUUGGAAUUCUCAUAAAGGCUUUGAUAGACUUAGUACUGAGGAAAGUGAUCAUGAGGUUGACCCAGAUGAUUUAGAUGAUAAAGACUAUUUGACACCUCCCAAGACGAAUAAAGCAUAGCCUCAAGUUCAAGGCUGACUAAAUUGUGUAAAUUAAUCUUUUUUUUUCUUUGUUAUUAGUUGGUCAUAUCAUAAUAUUCUGCCAUUACAGUCAGGGUUUAAACUUGUUUACAUGUUGAAUCUGAUACCAACUAAAUCUCAUAAACACAUAAUUAACCAUAGACCCACCUCAUGUAAAAAAAAAAUGUUUUGUAAAAUGUUUUACAUAUUUCGGAUGUUCUUUCAGAGUUGAAGAUAGUUUACUUCCUAGUCCAAAUCUCCCGCAGGACGACGGGGGAUGGGAGCGGGCAGGGUUUGAACCCGGGACCAUCGAUAAAUCCAAACGGCAGUCCAGCGUGCAAACUGCACGACCAGGCAGCCAUAUUACAUGUUAUUAGUUGUAAGUUGUAUUACAAUAACUAAGUGAUUUUGAGCUCAUAAAAUUUCAAAAUAAAAUUAUAAAAUGCUUUUGUCAUUCUAAAAAAGAAAAAAAGAUUACUAUGUUGGAUUUUUUUUGGAUAGCAAAGGCUAUUUGACCUUUUUAUUUCAAUAUGUGAUAUCAAAAUUUUUAAUUCAUUAAUUUGUUUAAUAUUUGUUGAAAGUUUGCUUUUGAAUAAAAUAUUUAUCAGCAUUAUUAUCAUUUAAUAAGUAUAUUUUGUUUUUUAAUUUUAUGAAUGAUUUGAUGUUAUAAUGCCAGGUCAUUUACAAAGCACACGCCUGCCAACUUUCUUUUUGCAAUGAUUCUCAAAACUUAAUUAGCUACCAAAUGAUUGUUUGCUCACUUGGUUGUGAUGAUUCAACAUUCCUGUUAUGUUCCACCAUUUCCUUCUUCAAUUCUAAAGCUGGCUUUAUUUCAUCUAGUGAAUGUACCAUUAGUGUUAGUGACCCUGGCAAACUAGCCAUUUUAUGCACAAUUUUAAAAUGUUCAUAUGGAUAAUAUGGUUAGUUUUUUUAUAGCAUUUUUGACUACAUGGAGUUCCAGACAACUUUCCAUGUUGCUGGUCCCUUUCUCAUGUCAUUAUUAAAUCUUAUUUAAAAAACAAAAAAAACUUGUUAGAUGGUAACAUUGUCCAAAUUGUUACUAGUUUUAUGUAAUGUGUUUGAAAACUAUGACUUCCUUAGAUUGACUACUAGACUCUCAUUCAUGUAUUGCAUUUCUUUAUUUUAAAAUCUUGUUAAGGCUUGUUUAAAAUCUCUCGACAUUCAACUUUUUAUGCCAUAUUACAAUGUUUAUUUGUUAAUUCAAUUGUUUAGUCAAAUGUUUGUUUUCCAAAGUGUUACUAUUUGGUGCAAUCAAAAUAUUUAGUGGCAUUUUACAUACAAACACUGGUAGUUGAAAUCAGUAGCACAUUUUAGCUAAUUUCUGAUGAAUCAAAAUAAAAAUGUCAUGAUAUAAAAAUAAUUUUAAAUUUAAAAACCUAAAUGAAAAAAAUUGUAUUUUUUGUAAAUAUAGUUACAGUUAUAUUGAAUAGAAUUAUUUAUGUUAGCAACUUUUGAAUGCAUCACAUAAUUUUAAUUUGACACAGAAACUGAAAAUCAUUUCAAUUAAAGAUUGUUGACUGUUGUUUCACCUCAGAUGAAUUGAUUACAUUUUAAGAAGUUAUCAGAUAUUUAUAUUUAUGACAUACAAUUUUUUUGUUAUGUUAUGAGUUGUUUUUGUUUUUAUUUUCUACAUGUUCAGGGUAUAAAGUUCUAGUGCAUACAUACGUAGAUUUCAACCCACAUUUUUUUAGUUCUUACUUAUGUAUUUACAUACAUGUACUAAGAACUAAUAUGAAAUUACAACUUAAUCAUUUUUUGUGUGAUUUUUAUGUAUUUGAACCAAUUUUUAUUUUAAAUUAGCACAAGUUAAAUCUGUUGAUCAGAAUUUUUUUCCUUGGUAAUAGUUAUAUUUAUACUCAAACCUAUUUGAUGUUACUUCUGCAAAGAUUUAUAGACACUCAGAGGAAAUGAUAUUAGCAUGGUAGACAGUUAAACUUUUAAGGCAGAGUUUUGGAAUUAAAGCUAAAAUUUUAAAAUAAAUCAAAAACAUUGAUAAACAAGCUGUUUACUGCUAGUUUAGUGCAUCAAUCCAUUGUCUGCUUUUGAUUUAGUCUUUGGUUCUUGAUUUCUAUGCUGCACUGUCAAUAACUUUACUUUUUUAAAGCAGUUCUAUUAAUCUCUUUCAAAUACUAUUUGCUUAUACUAAUCAGAAUGUAAGAUUUAAUGGGUUUGAUAUUUGUUUCAACUGGUGAUGGUCCCCCUAAAGUAUUGUAUUAGUACUUCAAAACUUACUUAUGUACAGUUUCAUUAAUCAAUUAUAUUUUUUAGGCUGUUGAAGGUUUAUCAAUUGAUUUUUUUUUUAUCUGGUGGAGACAUUUAACCAUUUUGUUUUUGCCACAAAAAAAAAUUUAACUUGUCUGUUGUGAAAAAUGAAAUCAAAAGUGAAUGAUCACCUAGUCUUUGAAAGUUCAAAAUAUUUGUACUACUUUAUUGAUGUCAUGUACUCACAUAAUAUUUGUGUGUUAGUGUUUGUCUUAACAUGUUGAUGUUGUUUUGUGAUAUCUACAUCAACAUUGUCUCUUGUUGGUGUGGUAUGCAAGACAUUGGUUCUAUGCUGUUGGUAAAAAUUUCUCAUCCUUCAUUGACUUCCAUUGUACUCCACCUUGCACUUAGAGUGUUUUAUGGAGUGCUAGAAAUCUAAAAAGUAUCCUAGUCAUAAUAGAAGUUUAUAGAUUUUUAAAACUUACCACAUUCAGAGCAUUUCAUUUUUACUUUGCUCUUUUUUUUUAUUGUGUAUGUUCUUAAUUGUAAUCAACAUCUGACAGUGCUACAUAAUGUUUUAUUUAAUGACUGAGCAUAAUGCUUAAUUUGAUUUUAAUGUGGCUAAGAUUCAAGAAACAUGUUUACAAGUUCAUUGCUAAAAACACCUGGUGCAGAGUCAAUGUAUAUUAAUCUCUGAAAUGAAAUGGGACUAACAAUGACUUUCAAAAUAGGAAUGUCAUUUGUUUCUCAAAUGUUAGUAGCAUAGAAAACAUGGACUGUGUGGUCUAUUUAUCUUAAUGUGUGUUUGAUGUAUUGUAAGUGAUCAUAUGUAACAGUUAUGGGUAUAGAGAAUAAAAUACAAAAUAUUUAA